AUGCUGAUGCGGCCGCUGGUGGCGGCGAGGAACAGUACGGCCAUGGCCGACGGCUUCUGGCACGUCGUGGAGGGCACGUUUCAGCCAGCGUCGCCCGCUGCGGCGCCAGCGCCGACGCCGGGCGGUGGCGCGGGCAACUCGAGCGCGGCCGCGAGCGAGCCGGGCAGCACCGCGGCGGCCGCGGCCGCGAGCACGAGCGCGGCGAGCGUCUCGGUCGCCGGGGCCCCCCGGCGGUCGUCGCGUGUCGUCUCGACCGUCUCCACGACCACCACGCAGUGCAUGGUGCCCGAUGAGGGGGACGACUGCUACAAGGAGGUCAUCGACACCAUGUACACGAUCCAGAGCCAGCCGACGGCCACCCACGGCGGCCUCAACAUGUGGUCGUCGUUCGAGGAGGUGCAGGACGUCCUGCACGGCCUGUCGGUGGCGAACCGGAGCAACAGCACGUGCCGGAGGAGCUGCGCUUGCGAGGUGGCGCAUGCCGGGUCGGACUGCCACGCGAGCGUGGCCUACAUCGUCAACCAGGGCGUGCGGGAGCAUCCGGAGUGGUACCCCGGCCUCGGAGAGGCCUCGGCCCCGGAGGAGUUCCAGGGCUACCUCAGCAGGUCGGUCGCCGAGGCCAACUGCGCGAGGCCCUGCAAGGCCGCGAGCUGGAGGGGGGACCCCUCGCUGUUCUGCUGGAGCCUCGCCCAGGGCUCGGGCUACGAGCAGGACGUGAUGAGGGCCCAGCUGCACCUCGCGGCGGGCAUCUUCGGGUGCGACGGCUUCGCCGUCGCGAGCGAGGACGCCUGGUCCCUCGGCCGCGGCCCUGGCGGGCGCAUCGGCGAGGUGCGGACCGUCCGCUUCAAGGGCGCGGAGGUCGGCGUCUCGAAGGACGGGACGGCAGGGAAUGCGCAGCUCUUCAUGCUGGCGUGGAACGCCAUCCUCACGCGCACGGCCGUGCUGAGCUUCGACUGGGCCGUCAAG
Prorocentrum cordatum is the source of this 966-nucleotide messenger RNA. NCBI's taxonomy places the organism in Eukaryota, Dinophyceae, Prorocentrales, Prorocentraceae. The record is from the annotation of a GenBank genome assembly.